Molecule: messenger RNA, 2276 nt
Organism: Hippopotamus amphibius kiboko
Lineage: Eukaryota; Metazoa; Chordata; Mammalia; Artiodactyla; Hippopotamidae
Product: holocytochrome c-type synthase
Exons: 7
Coding region: 170-1030 (286 amino acids)
Biological process (GO): cytochrome c-heme linkage
Cellular component (GO): mitochondrion
Molecular function (GO): holocytochrome-c synthase activity
Source: RefSeq, a predicted model, not a curated record
GGCGCGCGCGAGAGCCGGCGGUGACCCGGACAACAGAAGUGACCGAGCGAGGGGAAGGUGGUGGCGGCGGGUCGCUGCCACUCCGCGCCAGAGUUGGCGGUUAGAGGCGGGGGCCGGCAGCCCGGGACCGGAGUCAGAAUUGCUUGGAUUCAACACUGCGAUUCCAACCAUGGGUUUGUCUGCAUCUACCCCUGCUGUUGCAGUUCAGACCUCAAAUGCCUCGGAUCAUCAGACAGCAGCCCCGCCUUCAGGAUGCCCAAUGCAUGAAGGGAAAAUGAAAGGCUGUCCAGUGAGUGCAGAGCCAUCGGACCCAACCUGUGGGAGCAAAACGAACUCUGUGCCUAUGCACCAAGAACGUGCGUACGAGUACGUGCAGUGUCCUGUCACCGGCGCAAUGGCUGAGAAUAAGGAGAACCUAGAUCCUUCUAACCUGAUGCCGCCACCUAAUCAGACACCGGCCCCCGACCAGCCGUUUGCACUAUCUACUGUGAGAGAGGAGUCAUCUAUUCCGAGGGCAGAUUCAGACAAAAAGUGGGUUUAUCCUUCUGAACAGAUGUUCUGGAAUGCGAUGUUAAGGAAAGGGUGGAAAUGGAAGGAUGAGGAUAUUAGUCAGAAAGACAUGUAUAAUAUCAUUAGAAUUCACAACCAGAAUAAUGAGCAGGCUUGGAAGGAGAUUUUGAAGUGGGAAGCCCUUCAUGCUGCGGUCUGCUUUCUCUUGGCACCAAAACCAAAGAGUGGAAGAACUGCAGUGCCGUGUUCCAGGACGUCAUCAGCGUUCAACUGUAGACCUGCACUCCCUGAAGGCGGCCGCUGGCGGGCAGAUUGCUUAGGGUAUGAGCUGCCUUUUGACAGGCACGACUGGGUUGUCAACCGUUGCGGGACAGAAGUCAGGUACGUCAUCGACUACUAUGACGGUGGUGAGGUCAACCAGGACUACCAGUUCACCAUCCUGGACGUCCGGCCUGCUUUGGAUUCACUCUCGGCUGUGUGGGACCGGAUGAAGGUCGCCUGGUGGCGCUGGACUUCCUAACCACUGCUUUGUCAGAGAUGGGAAAAUAUAAACUAUUUUUUUUCCCGAGCAAUACAUUAAACUGUUUUCCGCAAACUGAAUUGCACUCCUGAUGUAACGGGAAUGUCAAGGGGGUCAUCACAUUUUAUGUCACUUAGCAAAGGGUACUCUGCACGUGCUCUUCUGAAUUCUGUUUUCACCUUGCAGUUGGUAGAUGAAGAUUUAAAGUUUUCUUCCCAUUUAGAGAAGUGGGAAGCAUUCCCUUAGUUUUUCCUUUAACUGCAGUAUUGCCUGUGCACUUAAUCUAGAAAAGUCUGAACAACCUCUGAGAAAGGCCUUUGCUGAAAAUAUGAAGAGAGCUGCUUUUUUCCCUCCCUGUUUUCUCUUGAAUACUGACAUGCAGAUCUGAAAACCCAUGGGAUGCUCAGGGCUUUGAGCUGGUCCAGAGUUUUAAUUGGAAGUGUUCUGUUAUGCAUUUUAAAGAUACCAGCAUUUCUGAAGUCCCUACAAUAUAGUAGUGAGCCCUGAAGAAAAUGCAGUCACACACUGGAAAUGCACUCAGCCAAACUGAGGUGUGUCUUAGCUCUCCAAAUUCUUGCUUAUGUGAAUUUUUCAGUCUGCACCUUGAUCUAGAAUAAUUUUAACUCCCCCACGACUUGAUGCACGUGCAUUGGAGUAUGUGUUUUAACUUCUUAAAUAUUUUCAUUUUAAUUCCCAUUGUUCUGAUAUGUAACUGCUUCCUGCAAGCAGGCCUUACUGUUCCUGCUAUUUGACAACUUAAUCCCACUCUUGAGUCCCAUUCCUUCCCCUGCCUGAAGCCUUUCUCUACUCAGGACAGUCCCACUCUAAAACACCAUUAUACUUUGUCCAUUGUUAGAAUUCACAAGCAGAAUAUUUUUCCCAGAUGUAGAAUGGUUGCAUCAACUCACUGUCUCCGUUUACGUUUGUUUUUUAAGGGAGUGCUGGUUGCCAUUGAAAUUCUUGUACCAGCAAUCCAUACACUGGUUGUUUAAUUUAUAGCAGCAUGUUACAGAUGACUGUUGGUUUUUUUUUUUAAGUGUUAAUAAUAUUAACUCCUUUCAUUUAUCCUGAAUAUUGUAGUGUUAAAUGAGUAGAUGGACUUAGCAGUCUGGAGUGAUUCAUUUGGUAUGAAUUUCUAUGUUGUGUCUGUUUUGUGUGGAGUUUUAAAAAUCCAACAACCUUAAACUCUUCUACAUUUUAAAAUACUUGUGUAUUUUCAAAGAAAAUAAAGCCACAGGUAAACAGG